Messenger RNA from Closterium sp. NIES-67, 2460 nucleotides. The record is from the annotation of a GenBank genome assembly. NCBI's taxonomy places the organism in Eukaryota, Viridiplantae, Streptophyta, Zygnematophyceae, Desmidiales, Closteriaceae.
CCCUUAGCGGGCUGCCUGUCACCGCGAUGUUCUGAGCGAGGUGCCAUGGCGCACCGUCAUAUCCUGCAACUCGCCUGUACUUUGUCUGUGCCCAUAUGUGCGCCAUAGUGCCGUCGAUCGCGCGUGCCCGAUUCCUUUUUCACUUUGCGCGUACCGCCUCCGUUUUCCCUCGGGCCUUGGCUGCGCCGGCGCGCCUCAUGGCCCUUGGAGCGCUGCGCCUUGCGCCCGUCCCGCUCUCUCUUGCCGCUCGUCCUUCUUCCUCCCUUCCUCUCGUCGAUCGCGUCGCUAGCAUCCGCCAAUUCGGCCACAGAAGCCACGUCAGCCGGCUUGUUGACCGUCGCUCGGACGGCGCACCCAGCCGCAGCCACGACCGCGGAGGGGGCAGUGCGCGGGUUUCCGCGCACCUUGAUGGCGCGCAGACGUUCACCGCGCACGGCUCGGCCGCGCAUUCACCUCAUGAGGGUAUCCCCGGCGCCCCGGGGGAUUGCCUCCCCGCCCCCCGCUCCGCCGAAAGCGCGCGGGAGGAGGGCACCCGCUCAGAGGGCGCCGCAACAGGCGGCGACACGAUCGCGGCGGUGGUCACUGCCGUGUCGUCCACGUCAGGUGGCGUCGCGAUCGUGCGGGUCUCCGGCCCCGCCGCCGUGAGCAUCGCACGGCGCAUGUUCCGCCCCUCGCGGAAAGCGGGCAGAGCGCGGAAGCAGGGGGAGAUGGCGCAAAGGCCAGUGAACAGCGACGAUUGGGGAAGGGGAAGCGGAGAAGUUGGCGGAGGGGCGGGGGGCUUGGGGAAGGGGGCAGCAAUAGAUGACGGGGACGACAGAGGAGGGGGAAAUGCGGGGGACGAGGUGGGGGAAAGAAGCAAGGGGGGAAAGGAGGGUAGAGGCGGAGGGGUGAUGAUGCAACGCGGGGGGUGCGGGGGAGGGGGAGUGGUGGGGGAGUGGCGGGUGGAGAGCCACCGAGUGAGCUACGGACACAUAGAGGACGAGGCGGGGGACACCAUCGACGAGGUGCUCAUCCUCCCCAUGCUGGCCCCGCGCUCGUACACGCGUGAGGACGUGGUGGAGAUCCACUGCCACGGCGGCAGGGUGUGCGCCCAGACAUGCCUCGCCACCGCCGUCCACCACGGCGCUAGGCUGGCAGGAGCAGGCGAGUUCACCCUGCGUGCGUUCCUCAACGGCCGCCUGGACCUUGCUCAGGCUGAGGCCGUGUCCGCUCUCAUCCGAGCCGAGACGGUUGCUGCCGCCCGCACUGCACUGGCGGGGGUCAAGGGCGGGUUGUCGCGGCACAUACGAGGUGUGAGAGCAGCGUGCAUGGACGUGCUGGUGGACAUCGAGGCGCGCAUCGACUUCGAGGACGAUCUCCCACCACUGGAUGUUGAGGAGGUCAGCCGUCGGAUCGCCGCCAUCUGGCAGCAGAUCAAGGACGCCCUGGCAACAGCCAAUCGGGGCAGACUGUUGGAGUACGGCCUUCAGGUAGCCAUCGUGGGGCGGCCCAACGUGGGCAAGUCGUCGCUGCUGAACGCGUGGACGGAGAGCGAGCGGGCGAUCGUGACGGACAUCCCCGGCACCACAAGGGACGUGGUGGAGGCCCACCUGCACCUCCAGGCGGGGGGCUUCCCCGUGCGCCUGGCGGACACCGCAGGCAUCCGCCACACCACUGAUGCUGUGGAGGCCAUAGGCGUGCAGCGGUCGGAGGCGGCAGCAGCGGGGGCGGACGUGGUGCUGCUGGUGGUGAGUGCAGCGGACGGGUGGACGGCGGACGACAGCGCCAUCUUCCACCGCAUCCGAGGCUCCGCGCCCGCACAUGCACGGGGAGAGGCACACGCACGGGGAGAGGCACAGGCACAUACACAUGCACAGGGAACAGCGGAGGGAGGACAACAGACGGAGGCAGGUGCUGGUUCGAGUCAACACGUCACGGCAGCAGCAGUGUGGGGGACAGAUGCAGGGGCGCAAGAAGGUGCGCGUGCAGAGGCAGAGGGCGGGGCUGUGGUGGUGCUGGUGGAGAACAAGAGUGACCAGCGGGUGGAGGGUAGCGUGCACGUGCCAGAGGAGGUGCAGCGCGCCGUGUGGCGGCGCGUGGCCACGAGUGCCACGCAGCGCAUGGGGCUCGAGGAGCUCGAGCAGGCCGUGGUGGCGGCGGUGGGGGCGGGGCGCGUGGCAGAGGGCGGGCAGCAGUGGGCCGUGAACCAGCGGCAGGCGGAGCAGCUGGUGCGCGCAGCAGAGGCGGUGGGGCGUGUGCGGGAGAGCAUGGAGGCGGGGCUGCCGCUGGACUUCUGGUCCAUUGACCUGCGCAGCGGCAUCCUGGCGCUGGGGCAGGUGAGCGGCGAGGAGGAUGUGGCGGAGGAGGUGCUGUCUAACAUCUUCAGCAAGUUCUGCAUCGGGAAGUAGAAAUGUGCAAGUGCCAUGCCAUGUAAUGGUGUAACGCGCUGUCUUUUAUACAGGAAACGCCCGAUGAAAUCAC